Messenger RNA from Eruca vesicaria subsp. sativa (arugula), 2102 nucleotides. Lineage: Eukaryota; Viridiplantae; Streptophyta; Magnoliopsida; Brassicales; Brassicaceae. The record is from the annotation of a GenBank genome assembly.
AGGAGACGAGAGAGAGAGAGAGACGCCGCCGGAGAAUAUGUGCGGAAUUGCAGUUAUCAUAUGCGGCGUUCGUAUCGAAAUCUCGACUCUUUCGUCUCUCUCUGAGCCUCCUUUCGAACAUUCACAUUUCUCUGUUGAAGAUGUGAAAUCUUCGUUAGGACAAAGAGGUCCUGAUAGUGUAGGAGAAAAGAAGAUUCUUCUUCAACCAACUUGUGAUCAAGAAUCUGUGACUCUCUCUGUUCUUGAUUCUACCCAAGGAACUUAUAACCUUGAGAAUACUACUACUACUACUUCUGGUGAAUUGCAUUUUAUAGGCUCUACUUUGCAGCUUAGAGGAACCACUCCUAUAAUCCAACCUAUGGUGGAUUCUUCUGGAAACAUUCUAACUUACAAUGGGGAAGUAUUUGGAGGAGUUGAACUUGACAGAUGUGAUAAUGAUACUGAAGUUCUUUUGAAGUCUUUAGAGAAAGCAAAUGAUUUAGUUCCAGAUGUUCUUUCUUUGAUUAAAGGUCCCUGGUCCAUUAUAUAUUGGCAGGAGAGCUCAAGAACGCUGUGGUUUGGUAAAGAUGCUUUUGGUAGGAGGAGUCUUCUUGUUCACUGGCCAACUGUGGAAGACCCUCGUUUUCUUCUCUCGUCUGUUUCUCCGGCUUCUUCUGUUGCUAAUGGCUCUGGAUUGGAUGCUGGAAAUGGUGAUGGUAUUCAUAGAUUUUGGGAAGAGCUUCCGUGUGGAGUGUACAGCAUUUCUUUCGGGGUUUCAGAAUCUGGUUUAUGUAUUCAUGGUGAAGUCACGAAGCAUGAGUGGAGAAAUACAAUGUGGAAGGAGUUGAUUGAAUGGGAAAGGAGUUUAGUUGUACCAAGACCUGAAGAUCAGUCAAUGCCAUCUCAUACCCGAAUUGAAGAUGAGAAAAACAAUGCUAUUUCAACGUUUUCAGGAUUUGCACAGACAGUUUUGGUUGUUUUAAAGGAAUCAGUGAGGCGCCGAACUUCACUGCAUAGCAUUUUUCAGGGAGAACAAGAGGUUGUCCCAGUAGCUGUUCUAUUCUCUGGUGGAUUAGAUUCAAUGAUUCUAGCUGCUUUAUUGGAUCAGUGCCUUGAUCCAAAAUAUGAAGUUGAUCUGCUUAAUGUCAGUUUUGAUGGUCCUUAUGCUCCUGAUAGGGUCUCCGCCAAGGCUGGAAUAAAGGAACUUCAAAAUAUUGCACCUUUGAGAAGGUGGAGACUUGUGGAGAUUGAUGCUGAUUUAUCAAAACUAGCAUUGGAGACAAAGCGUGUCAUGUCACUCAUAAAUCCUGCGGAUACUUAUAUGGACCUUAACAUUGGAACUGCACUCUGGCUUGCUUCUCGCGGUGAUGGUUGGAUUCACGAAGAAAUUGACAAUCAAACAGAAGAAAUAGAUAACAGGCGAAUAAAAUAUAAGUCUGAGGCUAGAGUUCUGCUUGUUGGCGCUGGUGCAGAUGAACAAUGUGCUGGUUAUGGUAGACACAGAACAAAAUAUAGAAACGGGAGUUGGGUUGCGUUGGAUCAAGAAAUGAAACUGGAUAUGCAGAGGAUUUGGAAAAGAAACUUAGGUAGAGAUGAUAGAUGCAUUGCAGAUAAUGGUAAAGAGGCGCGAUUCCCAUUCUUAGAUGAAGAUGUGAUAAAGACUCUCCUUGACAUUCCCUUGUGGGAAAUAGCUGAUCUUGAGCAACCAAGUGGAACCGGAGACAAGAAGAUUCUUAGACAGGUAGCCAAGUUGCUUGGCUUACAUGAAGUUGCAAAGAUGCCUAAGAGAGCAAUACAGUUUGGGUCAAGAAUAGCUCGUGAAUCAAACCGGAAGAAUUUUGGAAGUAACCGUGCAGCAAACCAGGCCUCUGCUGGGAGCGUGAGAUUCCACGCACCGUGAGACUGAAAAGGCUCAUAUCUAUCUAUCAGACUAUCACUAGUCAAACCUAUUGUUAGAUCACAUUUUUGUGUGUUCUAUGGUAUACAUACAAACAGUGCCGUGGGAAGGUUUUAGGGGGCCUAUGGCAAAAACAAUAAAUGGUUUAUUCAAUGUUUUCUUGUGUAUGUUAAAAAAUAAAUGGUGGAUAUUUGAGAUAUUCUAAUUAUAAGAUUCCAUUGUGUCA